ACCUUGUUGCUGUUCUCUCUCUGCUGCACACCGUGACUGAAGACGACGAGUGGACUUCUUUAUAUAUGAGUGAACGAGUAAUCCAGAUGACGUGGAGCAGAUGAUCUCCAGGUUCCUGCUGCUCAUGGCGCUGAGCUGCUGUGUCUGUGGAACAUUAGUAGUGAACGUGGCUCAACCCUCCUAUCAGGCAGAGGAGGACCAGGACGUCACACUGGAGUGGACCUUCACACCCAAACCUGACCGCUCAACACAACAUCUCUAUGUCCUCUGUGACAUGUACAAUGAUCACAAACACACAAACCUGUUUCGUCUACAUGAAGGAGUCGAGAUCCCAGAGUCUCAGGAUGAAGAGUUUUCAGGACGAGUCCAGUGUGACAAAGACGUCCUCAGAGAGGGACGAGUCAGACUUCAUGUGUCCUCACUCAGGACUGAAGACUCAGGCUGGUACAGGUGUGAAGUGUUCACUGACUCUGGUGUCAGCUUGGACCGAUGUAAUCUCACUGUGACUGCUGUUCAUGAGCCUGAAGAUCAGAGACCAACAGAGAGACCAGAACCAGGAGAUCAGAGUUGGGGAAGGAUUGCUUUCUUCGUUGUACUGGCAGCAGCAUUAUCACUGACUCUCUGUGUCUUCAUUCUGCAUGUCUUUAAAUCUGUUUGUUACACCAGAAACAAGUCUACAGUCGAGUAUAACCAGUGUUCCCCAGGGGAACAGAUCAGGAUGCAAAAGAGUCCGAGUCGAAGCUGAAGCUUUCAUUGUUCCAGAUGUUGAAGGUUUGAGGUCCAACAUGGAACAGGGACUGUGGCUCAGAGGUGGAGCGGGUCAUCCUCUAUCUGGUCUGGUGGUCUGAUCCCCAGCUCCUACAGUCCAUGUUUUCUAAAGCAGCCCCUCAGAGAAACGUUGUCUACGUGAUCUCAUCAGUGGACGUUUUCAGAGACGUUACUUCAGCAUCAAACUUCUCCUCCAUCUCCUGCGGCUGUUUUGGAACAAUAAGAAGGGACUACCUCAGCACCUCUCCUCUCCUCCUGAUGGGACUUGGUGCUGCAUUCAUUUGGGCUUGUUAAUCAGACUUUCACUCAUGAAAAUUUUAACCACACACAAAUGUUGUGUUGUGGAGCACAUUGUACCCUGGUAGAUCUGCAGAUCUAAUCAGGUCCAGAGUUUAGUGAGUGUGUUGGUCAAAGACUCAGCUUCUCAUCAGGUGUCAUUCAAACUCAGUUAAAAUUAUCUGCUGUCAAAAUGUACUGUUUGUAAAGUGUUCAUGCUGUAAAUAAAGAUUCAUUUAUUCAGA
Notolabrus celidotus (New Zealand spotty) is the source of this 1289-nucleotide messenger RNA. RefSeq lists its product as uncharacterized. Gene Ontology annotation, cellular component: external side of plasma membrane. The record is from RefSeq and is a predicted model, not a curated record. The transcript has 4 exons. Lineage: Eukaryota; Metazoa; Chordata; Actinopteri; Labriformes; Labridae. Gene Ontology annotation, biological process: cell surface receptor signaling pathway; positive regulation of T cell proliferation; immune response. The coding region runs from base 101 to 745 and encodes 214 amino acids.